AAAAAAGGAAAAAAAGGAAAAAAAGUAAACAAAAAAAAUAAAAGCAUAACUUCUCCGCAAUCCCUAAUUUCGACUCCACCGGUACGGAAGCUCAACUCGUCGGCGGCGCGAACGAAUUGUCGGAGCUAUGGCGAUGCAGACAGGAGUUGGUUUGUCGAAGAUCUUGCUCUUGGCCGGAGCAGGUUAUACUGGUACGAUAAUGAUGAAGAACGGGAAGUUGUCGGAUUUGAUUGGUGAAUUACAGGCUUUGGUGAAGGGGCUAGAGAGGUCUGCAGAAGGAUCUGAGGGAGAUUCUGAUGUUUCCGAUGCCAUAGCUGCUCAGGUUCGCCGCUUGGCUAUGGAGGUUCGGCAGCUGGCCUCAUCCCGGCAGAUAACUGUCAUGAACGGAACAUCAGCUGGCAAUUUACAAUCCCUCGCUGUUCCGGCUGCUGCAUUGGGGGCUUUAGGCUAUGGCUAUAUGUGGUGGAAGGGACUUUCCUUCUCCGACCUUAUGUAUGUGACAAAAUGCAACAUGGCAAGUGCUGUGACAAACUUGACAAAGCAUCUUGAACAAGUAUCAGAGACUCUUGUGGCUGCAAAAAGGCAUUUGACACAACGUAUUCAGAACUUGGAUGAUAAGAUGGACAAGCAGAAUGAGCUCUCUAAAACAAUUCAAGAAGAUGUUGCUUUGGCUCGCGAGGAUAUAUGUUCAAUUGAAGGGGAGUUGGAAUCAUUGCAUAACUUGAUUAAUGGACUGGAUGGCAAGCUGGACACACUCGAAUACAAGCAGGAUUUCACAAAUAUGUGUGUGGUACGCUUGUACAACUAUUUUGGUGGCAAGAGUGAAAAACUGCCCGAAGUUAUCAUGCAGGAAAAGCUUCAACUUCCUGUUAACAAGGCUCGGAAUUUGCUCACUGAUGUGGAAUCAAAGGGUCUGAAGGACUUUGCAGAUGAACUUUUUGAAAGCACAAAUCAAACUGGAGUAAAAUCCAUAAAGCAAGGCCCCGUCAGUGAGAGACCAAGACCAUUAUCAAGGGUUGCAUCAGGUCGGUGCUGAGAUGGAAAGGCUCUUGACGGGCGUUUUGGUUGGAAGAUUUAUUAUGUAUAGCUUACAUGCAGAGCAAAUGUCUUGAUGAGACCGUGAAGCCAUUUUUUUUUUCAUUCUUGUUUUUCUUUUCCAAUGUUGGUUUCAUCUCGGAGCUUCAUGAUGUUUCCUCUUUCUCUUUUUAAUGAUAUUCUAAUUUGCUCUGCUUUUUUACCUCUCAAUUGGUUAGUUUUGUUACUGACACGGCAAGGGUGUGUAACAGGAAAUCCAGAAUAAAAGCACCUGAAAAACUCUUCAUUA
Messenger RNA from Tarenaya hassleriana, 1324 nucleotides. RefSeq lists its product as uncharacterized. The record is from RefSeq and is a predicted model, not a curated record. The coding region runs from base 128 to 1036 and encodes 302 amino acids. The transcript is spliced from 13 exons. Lineage: Eukaryota; Viridiplantae; Streptophyta; Magnoliopsida; Brassicales; Cleomaceae.